This is a messenger RNA of Chiroxiphia lanceolata (lance-tailed manakin), 1402 nucleotides long. It is a transcript of the gene RPRML, whose product is annotated as reprimo like. Lineage: Eukaryota; Metazoa; Chordata; Aves; Passeriformes; Pipridae. The transcript has 2 exons. Bases 255 to 590 code for a protein of 111 amino acids. The record is from RefSeq and is a predicted model, not a curated record.
UCGGAGAACGAGUGGGUGGCACAGAGCAGCAAACAGGGAUCAGCGGCGGCAGCGCUGACCGGAGACUCACAGGAGCCUUCGGGGGAGGGGACAGGGACCGGCCAGGAGGAACAGCCACCGUGCAGGAUGCUUUUGGGAGCAGGUGCUGAGAGGAGAAAGGCAGGAGGUGCCCCAGAGCCCGCGAGGGGUGGGCAGGGGGACAGCCCAGCUUCCCUUCCGCCGCUCCUGAAGAUUUUGGGAUCGCUCAACAGACCAUGAAUGGAUCCUUUUUCAACCAGACUCCCUCCUGGGAGCAGGGAGCUGACCCCAACAGGACCCAGGGCUUGGGGGUGCUCAUGGCCUGCUGCAACGGGACCAGCGCCGUGCUGGCCACCGACGGCUCCUCGGCGCUGGCCCCCGACGAGAGGAGCCUCUUCAUCACCAGGGUGGUGCAGAUCGCCGUGCUCUGCGUCCUCUCCUUGACUGUCAUGUUUGGCAUCUUCUUUUUGGGCUGCAACUUGCUCAUCAAGUCCGAGAGCAUGAUUAACUUCCUGGUGAAGGACCGAAGACCUUCCAAGGACGUGGGCGCUGCCAUCAUGGGACUUUACUGAGGCUCCUGUAGGCAAGUGAACUGUCUGGACCCGGUGCUGAGAUGCACAUUCCCUGUGUUUGGGGCAGCUGGGGGGGAGUGGGAAGGGAGGGAGGGGUCUUUUAAUCUGUCUGUGUCCACGGGAAAGCAAACCUGUGCUUCCCAACCAACAAACUGUCAGUGUGAAGGGGGAGAUGUCCCCGGAGCUGGGUGAAGCACAGUGAGUGCCCAGCAUCGUGUUGCAUGCAGAAAUGGCUUAAGUUUUGCAUGAAACUUGCAGAAACAGUGAUAAUGUGCAGAUCUGGACUCUUUCCUGCUGUUUCCUUGGAUACUGCUACCUGGGCUUGAGGGCUCAAUUAAAACAAAAUAAAAAAAAAAAAGGCAAAUAACUCGUUACAAAAAGAAAACAAAAGAACAAACUAAAGGGAAAGCAAAAUGCAGGGCAUAGACUUUGUCUUUGGUAGGGGCAGGGAAGUGCCCUGUGGGUUGUACAACCAAGUCUGCAUGCUCCCAAAUGUGUCAGUCCAUGUGUCAGUGUUCUGGACCUUGAGCAUGCACCUUCUGCUAGUUUUGUAACAGGGAAAGCAUGUUCUUCCUUAUUUUUCUGAGCUAUCCUAUUAAAUAAACUGGUACUUUCUUCUUUCACAUUCUGCUGAAGGAAGAGAAGGACCCAGAUAAACACCAACCCCACUCCACCCCCAAAUCAAAAGCAUGCUUGUUUUUGUACACACCAGCCUUUUUUCCCAAGUGCUUUAUUGUUACAGUCCUUGAGGUUUUUGUAGUUUUUUGCAAACUGGUGAACAUUCAGGAAAAAACCAACCUGUUUCAAAAGAA